Messenger RNA from Hemisphaericaspora subhashii, 1455 nucleotides. It is a transcript of the gene DBR1, whose product is annotated as RNA lariat debranching enzyme. Gene Ontology annotation, biological process: mRNA splicing, via spliceosome. The coding region runs from base 1 to 1455 and encodes 484 amino acids. The record is from RefSeq and is a predicted model, not a curated record. The transcript has a single exon. Lineage: Eukaryota; Fungi; Ascomycota; Pichiomycetes; Serinales; Debaryomycetaceae. Gene Ontology annotation, cellular component: nucleus. Gene Ontology annotation, molecular function: RNA lariat debranching enzyme activity.
AUGCCCACUCUCAAAAUAGCAAUCCAAGGAUGCUGUCACGGUGAACUCAACAAAAUCUACUCCACCCUCCCGUCUCAAACCGAGCUCCUCCUAAUUGGUGGCGAUUUCCAAUCAAUCAGAACCCCCACCGACCUAUCCACCCUAAACGUCCCCAACAAAUAUAAAAAGCUCGGUGAUUUCCCCGACUACUACCAUGGCAAGAAACUAGCCCCCGUAUUAACGAUAUUCAUCGGUGGGAAUCACGAAUGUCUGUCAUAUUUACAAGAACUCAAAUAUGGAGGUUGGGUAGCUCCGAAUAUUUAUUAUCUUGGUGAAUUUGGGAGUGUUUGGUAUAAGGGGAUACAAAUAUGUGGAUGGAGUGGGAUAUUUAAUUAUUCUACAUUUAUGAAAAAUGAUUUAUAUGUGGAAAAAGUGCCGUAUGAUAAUUGGAGUAUUAGAAGUGUAUAUCAUCAGAAAUUGAAUAAUUUUGUGAAGAUGUAUAUGAUGAAUCAUGAUUUGGAUGUGGUUUUGAGUCAUGAUUGGCCAAUUGGGAUUGAGGUAUAUGGGAAUAAGGCGGGAUUAUUGAAGCGAAAACCUUUUUUUAGGGAGGAUAUUGAGAAGGGAGAAUUAGGAAGUCCUUUGAAUAAGUUUCUUUUGCAUUAUUUGAGACCUAGGUUUUGGUAUUCGGCUCAUUUACAUACUAAGUUUGAAGCGAUUGUUGAGUAUAAACAAGAGAAUGAUUCUGGGAAAAAGGGAGAUGUGAAGAAUAAAGAAGCUAUAGAAUUGGAUAUGGACGAACCAGAAACUACUACUAAGAAUGCGGCUGAAAUUUCAUUAGAUAUGGAUGAUGAAUUGCCGAUUUCAAAGAAUAGAGAUGAACUAUCACUUGAUAUGGAUGAUGAAGGACCUAGCACGUCCGAAAAUGAAAUUCCCUUAGAUAUAGAUCAAUCCCAAGCUAAGCAAUUCGAACAAACCCUUCAUGUAUCCCCAAUCAGACCACCACAACAAACAUCAAAAAGACUUUCCACUACCACCACCACUACCCAAUUCUUAGCACUUGACAAAUGUGGCCGAGCAAGACAUCACAUCACAUCCAGAGAAAUUGAAAUCGUACACACGGAUCAUCCAUCUUACAAAAAUCCAGGCAAGUUAUAUUACAGUAAACGAUCAAUUGCAAUCAACAAAACAGUUGAAAACUACCUCCUGAGUCAUAGUAUGAAUUUUAAAUCCAUAAACACGAGAAAAAUCAUUCAAGAUCCAUAUAAUCUAGUAUUAGUGAAUGAAUUACUUCCAUUAGUGAAUUUGGAAUUGAAUAAAUUGAAUAAGUUACCAGAAGAGGAUUUCAUUAUCCCGGAGAAUUUUCAAAAAGUGGAUAAUAUCGAUAAGAAUAAGGAGGUUAGGUAUUAUCCUAAUAAUCAAACUCAGGAAUAUUGUGAUAGAUUUCAAAUACCUUUUCCUGGGGUGUUUACACCUUGA